CCAUCUUUUCCCCCAUUUCGCGCUGCAUUUGGUGUUCGGUCCGCGAAGAAAAACGCACAGCAAACGGUAGCAGCGAGCCCGAGAGCUGUGCCACACUACCGUGGGAACGGCAGCAUCACAGGAUUCACCGUGCCAGAGACCAACAGAAGUGCAUUCGCUUGUUCCUGCAGAGGAAAGCCAACAAGCCCCAGCGAGCACUCGAGCGAAAGCUGGGAAGAAAGGAGGGAGAAUAGACAACAACAAAAAAAUCCCGUGACCGUGAACGGCCGUGAUCCGUCGGCCGCUGGUUAUCGCGGAAAAUCUUCGUGCCGCCCUGCUCGUGAUCGCCUGGUGAACAGGUUGCGUUAUUUCCAUUUUCCUCUCGGUGUGUGCGUGUGUGUGUGUGUGGGUGAAUUGCCGUUUUUUGCAACAUCUCGCUAAAGGUGAAACGAGUGCUACUGGGGUCGACGGGAGAUUGCACACAUUGCAAUCGCAGCAACCUGUUUUUCCACCCCACUUUCGGCUUGGGCUGGGGCCCGGGGGGGGGGGAAACCAAUAAGCGCAAACCCGCCCGUGAUAGUGAAAAUGAUAGUGCACGCAACGACGACGAUGAUGCUUCUGGUGUUUUCCGCCGCUACUGGUUGCCGUAAUACCGUCGUCGUCCCGGCCGCGCACCGCCGCCGUUACCGAUGAGCGGGGAAAAGGCGCUUGAAGGAAAGCUCGAGGCUGAACGAUAGCAUCCUCGGCCGGACGGGGGAGGCAGGUGAUCGGCUGGUGUGUUGCAUCGACGCGGUUUUCGUCGCCCAUCGUAGCAAACGCUGCUGGGUGGUGGUGCACUGUGUAAGUGUGUGAGUGCAUUGUAUGUGUGUGUGAUUGUUCGUCUCAUCCGUGUCAUUUGAAGCGCGCGAGCAAGCGGAAAAGCCGAAAAGUGGAAAAUAUCAUCAUCUUCAUUAUCGGUCAAAAGAGAGGGAGAGAGAGGGUGCGAGGUGACAGCAGCAUAAAGCAAUAAAUGUGGCCGUUUUGUGGGUGUGUUUUUUUGGUGAAGCUCGAAGUGCAGUGAAAAUACGCUAACUAGAGAAAACCUCCCUCCGCCGUCAACGGGGAAAAAACGGCGAAGAAAAGGAAACAAACGCAGCGGAAAGCAUAAUUUUGGGGGAAAAUCACACCACCACCAACGCCGCCGCCGCCGCAUACAUACAUACACGUACACACACACACGCGAGCGCAUAGCAGCAUUUUCGCGGUCGGUUUCGGGUUUGCGGCACUAUGCAGUGCCUAACGGAGCGUCCAGAUUUUCACCGAGGGCUGCAAUACCAACACCACCACCAACAGUAUCCGUUUGCUGUUGCAACAAUUGAAGCGUUGUCGUUGCCGUCAUCGUCGUCAUCGUGUUUUGUAAAACUGAAACAGCCGUCGUAGAGAAGCGCGUGUUGCGCAUCAUCGAAAUCAUCACAACAUCCCCGUGAAGCGUGAAGAACAAAUUUCCUAGCGAAACUCGACGAAAAACGCCAACAAAACGAACAGAAGAAGAACAAACGGACAGGACCGGACGUGUGCUUAGAGAGGGCAACUGUAGAAACGGGGCAUCAACGCGGCAGGAACCAUGAGAACGAAACCAUUCCUGCUGAUACUGACGUGCGUGCUUAUGACCACCUUUCUACUGAUCCUGUUUGGUUCCGCCGGUCAGCAGAAUGAUUCGCUCAAGAACAUUGUCUCCCAGACGCAUCAGCAGUUUCGCAACUUUAAGAAAAAUCUCCGUGAAUCCAAUGGUGACCCGCGGCCGGAGGUCGACCCGAAGUAUCUCGCCCAGCUCGGCUUCACUCAACCGCUGUACAAUGCGAGCGCGAGGGCCAACUUCACCAUCGUCACGUACGCCCUGCCGGGGGACAUUGCGUCCGCCCUGCUGUACGUCCAGCACGUGGCUAUGAAGCUGCCCGCCCAGCCGCUGCUGGUGUACGAUCUCGGGCUGGCAGAGGCGGACCUGCACACCCUGCAGGGUUCGUGCAACAGUACCGCGGCCACGCACUGCACUGUGAUAACGUACGAUAUGAGCCGGCUGCCGGCGCACGUGGCCGACCGGAGCAUGCACGCGUUUCGGCCGAUCAUCAUCCACGAUGCGCUGGCCCGGUCGAAGCUGAUCCUGUUCACCGAGAACAGUGUGCGGCUGCGGGGUAGCAGCAAUGUGGUGCGCGACUUGGAGGAUGUGCGAUUGCGGGCGGAAAACAGUACCUCCGGGGUGCUGGGCUGUGCGACGAAGCAGCCAGUAACGAGCCGGACGCAUCCGAAGAUGUUCGAGUACUUCGAGAUUGCGGUGGACAACUUUUACUUCCUGCCGAUGACGUCGCUCGAGUUUGUGUUCUUCCGCAACAGUGCGACGGUGAACGAGAAGGUGCUGCUGCCCUGGGUGCGCUGCGCGUUGACGCUGGAGUGCUUGCAUCCGAUUGGAGCACAAACCGGUGGCUGCAAGUACAACAAGAAGCCGCUGUACCGGUACUCCGGCUGCCACGAGUACGACACGUGCGCGUUCAACAUCAUCCUCGGCAUGACGUUCGGGUACGACGAGAGCAACUACUCCAACCUGGACCUCGCCAACCUGUACUAUCUGGAAACGCUCGAGCAGGCGACCAAGAUACUGGAGAAUCGGCGCAAAAACAUCAGCGACACCUCGGAGCAUCCGUUCACGGAGGAGUAAGCGUGUUUGGAGGCCGCGCUGCCCGUCACUGCCCCUUUGUCUGUUGUUGUGGGUACGUCGUACUGAGGUAGAUUUUUGUUCAUCAUACUCUCCACCACCGUCAAAGCAAAACGACCAUAUAGCGUGUAAAAUAGCGCAGGAACGCAUUUUUUCCUCGAAUUUGAUUUUCAGCAUUUUCAGAGUGUUCCACCAUCCAGCCACGUCACGGUAUCUCAUCAAAUUGUAGGAAAUUUCGAACAGAUAUCGCCGGAAGGGUGGCGGCAAACAAAUGCCAUACCCACACACACACUCGCUCAGAAAGCAAUUUCCAAUAUUCAAUUACGAGCUGCUGCUGAACUGAAGAACACGUUGGACCUUUUUUCGAUGAACAAUUAAUAAGAAAUUUCCCAAGGAAAUAGGUACGUGAUGGUGCGUGAUUGCAUGCUUGCUCGAAAGCAAUCGGCCCACACAGACACACAAGAAAAUGGAAAAGAAAUAACAAAAAGUAUUAAUUUUGGGAGCAAAAAUGAUAACAUCACGUCACGAAACCGUGCCCGCAGCAACAUAUAAAAGCAAAAAGCAUUAAAAAUACAUCACUUGCUGUGGGGGGGGGGAGGCUACCUGUGGGGGGAGGGAAGGGAAGGGUGAUACGUAAGCGAUAUUCAAUGUGUGGCUGUAAAUACGUUCAAAGCACAACUUCAAUUGCACUUGUAUCCCCUUAAACGUUGCACAUACACACACACAAAUUCAUAAACACCCACAACCACUUACUUGAUAGAAGGCGCGAGGAGGGGAUACGGAUCUUAAGGUAGGGGAAAAUGGGAGAAGGAGUUGCUUAUUAUUUUGUAAGAAUUUUGUUGUGCUUUAUAGUUGUUAUGAUAUGCGCGCUGUGUGCGUAGUUUGGUCCAUUGUUUCCGUGCAGGAAAUAUCAAUCAAUGUGCUUGAGAGUUUGUUUUGCCUCCACUACUCCACGACACGACUCUAUGUAUUCUCAUGUUUGAAUUCUUUGGGUGAGCUAAACAUACUGUAGCAGAUGGAAAAGGGAUUCUGUAGCAGAGAGCAGUGACGGAUGAAUUCAGGAAUAGAUAGGAUUUCUCGCACACGAAUCAGCUUACGAGCUUCGGCCAAUGCAUUGGUCAGUGGUAGUAGAAUUUAGGUACGGGUUUUUCUUUCCAAUCCAUGGGGAUGUAAUGUGAUUUUGGUGCCGUCUUAUAGCUUUUUUGUUGUUUUUUGUUGUCCCCUACCCUUGGGAGCGUAGGCAGUAAUAAUUCGUUCGAACGCGGCUUGAAUAUGUAUAUAAUUAACUGUAUAUGCUUUGUAUGUACGUUCCCUGCUUUUUUUGUUGCGUUUACUCGUUUACACGUAAGCAAAACGUAAGGCAUUGCAUUGCGUCUUAAAAUGCGAUACUAUGAUAAGAGAAUAAAUGUGUAAGAACAGGAUAGAAAGGUAAAGGUGGUGAUAACAUCGUGAUUAGAGAGCGUGAAGAAAGUCACUGUCGCGGGUUCCAGCUUCCAGGCAGGUACUAAAAGGGAACUGUUUGCAGUAAAUGAUGCAUUGAAAGUACGUGAAUUACACUAUCGCUAGGAAUUACAGACAACAUUUGCAUCUUUUUUUUUUCUAUAAAAUCACAGCUAUCAAGUGUAGAUCGCUCUAAGGAAAUGGCUUAAACUGCAGUUUUAAGAGUAGCUGUCGCGCCAAACAGGGAAAACACGGAAAGACAAGGAAGUGGCAAAAAGUUGAACCACUCGUAACGAGGAUCGAUCGAUUGGAAUCAGUAAAAGGGAUAAUGAUUAGUUUCUCACUCGUUAGUUGUAACUGCAAACACUGUUUUAAAAUGCUUAUACCAUAAAAACACAUCACAAACUCUCAGAUCCGCCCCAGCGAUAGUCGUCGAUCCUCGUCGUCGUAUGUCGUCUACACGCAUCCUCUCACCCUCCAAAGGAUCCUACGUACGUACACCGAUUAAUUGACAAUCAUUUUGAACCGUUUCAACACACGCCUCCCAGCGCGUUUCUGCUUCACACUCAUGACAGCCGCUACAUUGAACAAACCCCACCCCCGGUGCCAGUAGAGCCUCUGUGGUGCAGCAUGUAAUUAGGGCAUGAUUUUAUCGAAAUACUCAACCGAUUAUGGCUAAACUUCUCGCACGUCGCGUCCGCACAGCUGCUGCAUGCUGUAAAAUCAUACAUUCUGUUUGUUUUUUUUUUUCAUUAAACAUUCAUUCUGAUAAUCAUAAAGCACACCCGUUCGUUCUGUUGCUGAUUGGUGCGUGUUUGGCUUCUCUUCAGCGAUAUUAUCCUCCCGAUAGUAGUGUAUAAAGGUGUAGUGAGCGCGCUUUUUUUUUGCUUGCUUGCUUGGGUUGGGGUUUGCUGCCGCCUAAGCGUUUUUGUGCAUCAGCAUAAGUAAUAUUGUCUAGUCAUGAUCGCCCGAACCCGGUUUAGUAAAAGGGCACCACAGAUCGCGCAUUCCUGCUUUUGAAAAAGGGUUUCAUCAUCACCAGAUAUCGUAAGCAUUGAUUCACAUUCACCCUUGUGCGCGCGUGUGUGUGCGUGUGCAAUGGUUUUUCGACGAUGGAUAACAGGUUUACCGGUUUCCUGUGAUACAUACUAAUAUUAUUGAUUGUGGUACCGUCCAGCACACUCCAGCUUAGGAAGAAUUCGAGAAGGAAGCGGUGCAGUUCCAGCUGCAAUUUUCUUCUCCAACGUUCUUCUAUGCGCUUUGCUUUAAUGGUUUUAUCGUGCUAUUGUGCUUUUUUUGUGUUGUUCGAAUUUCUUUACUUAAACGCUAAAACUAUACAAAAGAAGCGGGGUCCAGGAGAUUUACGUCCUUGUGCGAAGAACUCGAUUCCGUGUGGGUACUGGUACUGUGCAACUCGUUUAUCGUUUUAUCGGGACAGGGUGCUCGGAGUUGUGAUCGGGAAGUGAAUAUAAGCCGGAAAGUGUUAGUGUUCUACAUCUACUUGAUAAACAAAAACGACCAAGCUCUUGUGAGAGGAGGAAUAUGAUAAAUGCAUAAGUUUUGCGUCAUGGUUCGGUUUUGCUGCUACUCACUGCUUUUGCUCCUGUAUCGAACAAACAACGUACUGCAAUGUGUGGUACAUUCGCUAUUGAAAAAUACUCAUAAGGUCCAGUUGCAGAGAAAAAAAAGAAAUAGAAGAAACGUAAAAAUUGAUCCCCAAACCAUGAAAACUUACCAACUCGCGUUACGAAUGUUACAGGAAAACAGAAGCAUUGAAUUAGUUUAAAGCCACUAACCCGGGAAAAUGCACACAUACCAUUCAACAUAUCUACUACUACUACUACUACAACCGACGAAGGUAGACAUUACAGUAGUAUCACUAUUGAACAAUGAGCAACAAAGAAGAACAAGACGAAAAAGGAAGAAAAUAAUAAAUAAUAAGAACAACAUAAAAGCACAGGAAAUGUUAAUUAAAUCAGCUUUAAUAAUUAAGAGCAAAAAGAAAAGGCAAAACAGUAAUAGAUUACCGUACCGUGAAAAACUAGCCAAACAUACAUGCGAACAAAAAGGAAAACUCGAAAGUAAUCAUUAAAGCGAGCCCCCCGAUAAGUGAAAAUGACAAACGAAAAGGUUAAAAGCUUAAACGAAACAAACAAGCAAACAAACAAACAAAAAAACAUGGAAAAACAAAACCAAUAAUACCCCCUAAACAAUGAAUGCGCAAGUUAGAUAUGUAAGCAAAUUUGGUAUAGAAGAAAACAGCACCAACACAAAACAGAACGCCCUGGAUGGUUUGGAUAAGGGCGGGGGAGGUAUUAACUUAUCGUUAGCAUUUACAAACAAAAGUAACGUAAAAUCGCAGAAAACAAGAAGAAUCUCUUACCAACAGUCUGGCGGAACGAUUAAGAGACGAUUCUUUGGAUUCCCCUGCCGUAAAUUUAACCCAUGAUGAUGAUGAUGAUGAUGAUGUAUGUGCGUGUUACACAUGUUUUAGCUGCCCCUAGCCAACGUACUAUAAAAGAAAAAGUUUAUAAUCCCUAACACGCACUAGAGAACGAGAGAGGGAGAAAGAGAGAACAAGAAAACGAAAAUUAGGCGGACCAGUUUGUUAUUAAAGUUUAAAAAGUAAAACAACCCCCCCAAAAUGGACGAAAACAGGUGGAUAAUGAGAGAGGAGGUAAGGUCGGAUUUCUAGAAUGCUAAGCAGACAGCAACAAAACACCCCCCCCCCCC
Messenger RNA from Anopheles coluzzii, 6841 nucleotides. RefSeq lists its product as uncharacterized. The transcript has 4 exons. The coding region runs from base 1583 to 2671 and encodes 362 amino acids. The record is from RefSeq and is a predicted model, not a curated record. NCBI's taxonomy places the organism in Eukaryota, Metazoa, Arthropoda, Insecta, Diptera, Culicidae.